Messenger RNA from Dermacentor andersoni, 2446 nucleotides. RefSeq lists its product as uncharacterized. Lineage: Eukaryota; Metazoa; Arthropoda; Arachnida; Ixodida; Ixodidae. The record is from RefSeq and is a predicted model, not a curated record.
GCCGAGCCCUGCUGCUUGCCUUGCGCGUCGCUCCACUAAGCAACCGCGAGCCGCUCGACGAGGACGACUACUCGCUCCGGGAACUUGAAGAGCUAACUUCACAGCUAUCUUCCGUUGAUACCUCCUCCGCGCCUCAGGUGUGUGAGAGACGCCCCAGCUACGCCUGCUCGGCGAGAAAGCAACGCCGAAUCCCGGUAAGCCGCCAGAGCCGUCGACGCUCUCGAGUUCCAGGUUGUAGAGAGCACCUCUCCACCACCUCCAAGAAAGAUGGCCCAGAUGCCGGGCUUGGGUAAAAGGAUCACCACCGCGCAACGGGUCGUCAUAGCCGCAGCGCGCAAAGAGUUCGGCAUGCACCUUAUAUUCAACGAACCAAUCAAUGCGCUAGAUAAGGAUUUCAGAGUCGAGUUCAAGAAUAAAUGCGUGAAGGAGUCGAAGAUCACUGUUGUCCUUGAAAUUUUACCCUCCAAAUUCAUGGAGCUUUGCUACGAGACGGUCGAGGACAGCAACAAAUACUUCUACGUGCGCCAGGAUCCGCAAGACAGCAAGCUGUACGUGGGUAGCAGGUAUCUGCAGCACAACAACCAUCACCGUUACGACCUGACUCUGAAGAAGCCCAUCACCAUUAGCAGAAAAAUUUACGUCAUCCAGCUGGAGUGGAAUUCCAGUAACAAAAUCCAGGUGUACCUGGACGGGACGCCCACUGUCGCUUCAAGUCCCGCUGCGACCAUGCUCAAGGACUGUGCGCGCCUGGUCCCCGGUGAGGAGUUUAUAGGCGACACAUCCAAGAAGAUGCACGGCUUUAUAGUUUACGAAGCACACCACACCUCUCCUAAACAAAUGACCCUGACAGAACUGAACCACAGCUACACACUUCCCCCGCAGUACGUCAUAGGCGCCGGCGGUGUCGUGCGGUUCACCGGGAAGUGCAUUAUGCGCGAAAGUCGCACGGGAGAGAUCAGAGUGCUCUACGGCGGCCAGCUCGCGGCCACGCUGGAGGGCUUGCAGAGGAACAAGGACAUGACGGUCGUCAUUCUAUUCCACUUUGACAAGAUGGCCAUCUCGCUGCUCGGCGCGCCCGAGCCGGAGUCGCCGGUCGUCGUGCCCUUGACGAGGUCGGCGGCCGACCCGACCCUCAAGGAGAUCACGGUCAGCCGAAACCUGCAGACGCACACCGUGGAAAUCUACACCGGCCUUUCAUCAGCCGUGUGAGACAAGUGCAGGGGCUGGAACGCACACUGGACCGUUCAGACGCUGGAGACGUGUAGCUCACCUGUAUAUGCACGUUUACUUUCAACCUCCGCGCCUCCGGGGAAGAGAACGAACGGUGUUCAAUAAACGAUUACUCCUCAAAAGGUGUUCUCUUCCUCGAUCCCUUUCCUUCUUUCGUUUCCUUUCUUGUACUAAACGACUACUGACGUGAUUUAGCGAGGCAUUGGUUUGGGCUAGCACGAGAUCCUUAGAUUUCGAGCGACGAAGUUUAGGACGUCGCUUGGAAACACGACACGGCCGGCGCAAGCGCUAACUUCCAACUAAAGUUUAAUGUCAUCAGCUUGAAUAAAUAUGUAGAGUCAAUACGGGUAAAGAACAAAAGAACAAGGAGCAGGAACGGAAAGUAACGCGUCGAUAACGUGGCAGUGCCAGCACGCGUUCGUUGUCAACAAGCAAUCCACUGUCACCAACUGCCAUCAAGCAAACCAAUUUCAUUUUUUUUUUCGAUGAAGAAACCGACAGAGAACUCAACACGCACUCAUAAUCGCCACGUCGCCAGUGCUGCUGCCUCGACAAUCUCGCACGUGCAGCGAUCUCGGUUCUCGAACACAACCACAGCAUCGUCAAAAUAUGGGGCACACUCGCAAUCGCGGUAACGAGGUGAGAGUGUUGACCUUCUCCCCAUUUCCACACAUUUCUGUUGCGCUCUCUUUUAGACGUUCACUUAGGCAAGCGUCUUCCCGACACACACUUUGCCGCCGGGCAACGUAAUUUUUUUGUAUACUACGCCUUCGAUGCACACAACAAACCUGUUCUUGUGCUUUACGUUGCGCACUCUCUUGCACUUCACUAUCGGUGACGUCGCUUUGCAGAGUUUGGUCAACUUAUACCAACACCACCUAGAAAGCACAAGGCCGUUUCUCUCGGAUCCUUGACGUCAUGCUAGUGGACCGACUGCCAUAGAAUCUAAUGGCGAUGCUCCCGAGUAGGCAACAGUGAUUUUGACGUCGCCGCUUUCGGCAUGCCAGCCUUGGCAUGGAAAUUUCUGGGCCACUAGCAUGACGUAGUGAACAGGCCUUGCGCUGUCUAGGUGGUGUUGCUUAUAUGGGGCAGACGAGGCGACCUUCAUGCCAGCCUUAUUUGCAAUCUUCUUUAAGGUGAUGUGAAGUUCUGUGUGUAAGUACGGAAUGACGGCCACCAAUGACGGUCACCCUGUUUCGACCGUGGCUAAUUGUGG